AUGUCGCAGCAGCAGCAGGGGCAGUACAGCAUGGGGCAGGGGCAGCGUCCGGGGAUGACGCAGCAGCAGUACGCGUACAUGAUGCAGCGGGGGAUGAUGUCGUUCGCGCAGCCCAACUACAUGGCCAUGGCCGCGGCCCAGAGGAGGCCCGGCGGGUAUCCCCAGGGAGCGUACGGGCACGGGGCGCCAGGGAUGCAGGCGCAAGCGCAGCAGCGCCAAGCGAUGCUCCGACCUCAGGGGCAGUACAGGCCCGCUGCGCCCACGGGGGGCGAGACCGCGCGCAAGAAGCAGGGCGCGACGCCGCAGAAGGGCCGCAAACGCAAGCGCAUGGCCCCGCAGCAGGAGAAGAAGCGACCAGAGGCGCACCUCGUCGCGCCGUACGUCCCGGAAAGCAAGGUCCUGGGGGAGAUGGUGGACUUGGAGCGGCAGCUGGACCUCGUCAUGGAGGACCGCAAGGCGCUGCUGUACUCCCUCUGCGACGCGCGGACGCAGCACGCCACGUCGCACCAUCGCAGGAGGAUGCGCAUCUGGGUGUGGAGCGUCCCGCACAACCAGCGCCUCGCCGGCGCCGCGGGCAGCGGCGCGGGGUCGCCCGACGUCACAUCUGAGGCGCCCAGCUGGUCGCUGUACGUCUACUCGCGCCUCCUCGCCGCGCCCGUCGGCGCCACGAUGUCCUCCGAGGUCGAGGAGGCCAGGGGCGUCACCAAAGCCAUCCCCGUGCCCCCCAGCGCGGGGCCCGCCGACGAGAGCGACGACCACGUCCCGCUGGGCUCCUUCUUCUCGAAGGUCGCCGUCAAGCUGGAGGGGGAGUGCGCGGGGGGCCCGUCUGAGGUGGUGUGGGAGCGCAGGAACCACGUGGGGGAGCCGCCGUCGAGCAUCGAGGUGAAGCGGCGGGGGUCGUCGCGGGUGAAGGCCUCGGUGACGCUGACGCCGGGGGGGCGCCCCACGCGGUACGCGCUGGACAAGAAGCUCGCGACGUUCCUCGGUCGCACCGAGGGCACGCGGUCGGAGGUCCUGCUCGGCGUGUGGUCCUACGCCAGGUCGCGCCGGCUGCACGACGUGGACAAGGCGGAGGUCCGGCCGGACGCUGCGCUGGCGACGGCGCUGGACAUCCCCAAGGACUCCCCCCUGUCGCUCAGCGCGCUGGCGGCCGCGAUCGUCGACCACCUCGGCGACCUCCCGGACAUCACGCUCACGCACACCAUCGAGACCGACACCGUCGCGGAGCGGGGCAGCGACGAACCCCCCCCCGCGGUGUCAGUCUGGGACAUGUGGGUCGACAACCCCCCCCCGAACACCCCGAACCCCGCCGGCGCCGACGGGCCCGUCGCACGCCUCCGGACGCGCGAGUCCGAGCUCGUCGCGCCCGGCCGGCGCGUCAACGAGCUCCUGGGGCGCCUGGCCGAGCACCGCCGCCGCCGCGCGAUGUACCUGGCGUUCGCGCGGACGCCGGUCGAGAUCGUGAACGCGAUGGUCCUGUCGCAGCUCGCGGACGUCCGGCUCGUGCGCGACGGCUCGUCGCAGCAGGCGCAGCUCGCCCAGCAGCAAGCCAUCGUCGCGGGACUGGGCGCCGCGGCCGCGAGCGCGCUGCCGGGGUCGCGGGAGGCGGCGGAGUACGUCGUGGGCUUCCGGAGCGAGGUCUUCGCGGAGAAGUGGGCCGAGGAGGCCACGCUGCGGUACUUGCAACGCACCGAGAACGCAAAGCGGGACGCCAGCCGGGCGAAGGAGGCGGCCGCGAAGCAGAAGCAGGCGGCCGAGCAGGAGCGCCGGACGACGCGGCAGAACCCGAACGCCGGCGCGCGCGGGAGCUGA
Messenger RNA from Pedinophyceae sp. YPF-701, 1812 nucleotides. The record is from the annotation of a GenBank genome assembly. NCBI's taxonomy places the organism in Eukaryota, Viridiplantae, Chlorophyta, Pedinophyceae.